ACAUCGAGGGGUAGUGAUAGCGUAGGAAUGCAGAAUUUUGGCUGAUUGUCAAAAAUAGUUAUUUUGGAAUCCAACAGAAAGAGAGAGAGAGAGCGGGAGGGAAGUUGGUCAGACUAAGCACUUGAUAGUGAUGGCAGAGAAGAAUGUGAUUGAUGAUCGGAUAACGGCGACUAUUCGGGAAAUAUAUCGUCUACAUAGUUUACAGCUUAAGGAUAAAUCAUGUGAUUUAGAGAGAUCCUUAUCCAUAAGAGAACCGUUUUACUGUUUAAGAAGGGUGCCAAGAUUUUUAGUACGACCUGAUUUACACAGUUCUUCGGAACCUGCUUAUACUCCGUUAGUCAGACUGGACGACGCGUCUACAGAUGAUUUAACCUGGAAGGUACCAGUCUCUUGUCGAAAGUUGCUUGUUGAAGGGGACGAUGGAAGCGGAAAAACAAUGAUAUGUUUUCGUCUGAUUCACGGAUGGUACGACUUGUGGCGGAAACACCCUAAUAUGCCUGAGCACUGUUUGUAUAUCAGCGGUACCCAAAAUUUUGACACGGUGGAUGCCGAAUCAGAAAUCACAUCAUGUAAAGAAUUCAUUUCCUUGAUUACUCAAAGUGUUUUAACACAAAUAAACUCUAUUUUACCUGCAAUAAAUAUCAGUAAAACAGAAAUUCAAUCAUGGAUUCUUGCUAAUGCUCACAAGAUGGCGCUUAUUGUGGAUAAUAUGUGCAUUACGUCACAGCUUUUUGAAUAUAUUUGUGAUUUAAUCGGGGACAAUCAGCUCACUUUCUCGAGAUUAUUAAUAUUUACGAAACCAGGGCUACUACAUAAGACUAACGUGGAUUGUUUGUUCUACAGUUACGGUCUAAGUAUUGGAUACAGUCAUAGAGUUUUUACAAAACAUUUGGAAAAACAAUAUGGAGAAAUCGACCAUAUUAUUACACCUAUCCUUAGAUUCGAUCCGUCGAUGGAACUCUUCCGUAACCCUUUAUCGUGUUCUUUAUUGGGUAGUUAUCUUGAACUUUAUUUAUGGGAUAACGGCAUGGAUAUACCAGCGCCAUCUUGUAAACUGGACCUUCUGGAUUCUUUGAUCCACGUCUCCACGUCUAACUUGAUUACGGUAUGCCGUGCGUCUACUAAAACGUGCACAACGCAAGACAUCAAACACUUUAUUGAAAUCCUCGAAAAACUAGCAUUUAAAGGAAUUCAGACCGGUUCCUAUUAUAUUUCGAAAAAUGUUUUACCAGAAAUUUUCCACGAUCAGCACAUCUGCGACUUACAUUUCCUGUACGAAGUGCACAAUCUUGAUGACGUAGUUCCUCACGCGAUCAGCUUCACGGGUAGAUGUUUUAGGGAUUAUUUUGCGUCGCGUCACGUGUGUAAACAAAUGAGCGCUUCGUUACAGUCAGACGAUAACUUCCAUCAAGAAAUUCUGUCCUCCAGAUAUUCGUCAUUAUGGAGUCUAUGUGCCCGUAGUUUCUACAGAGACAGUAAUUAUUCUCUGUUAUGUUGGAUUAUAGAAAGUUUGUUAAACAAAGUUCAAUCUCACCAGUAUAUUAAACAAUCCAAUACUGACGGUGGUGAAAGCACGAGAGCCGGGCUAAAAUAUGUAUCAAAGAUUUUACAUUGUUUAAAAGAAUGCGAAUUUGAGGCAAUGCUGACGUAUAAAGUAUGCGCUGGGUUUCCUGAAAUCCUAGAAAUAUCUUUUAACCAAUGUCCAUUGGAUACGAUACAAAACUUUAUCUCCCUUUGCUCUGUAACGUCACCGAGAUGCCAAGAAGUCAGCGUUUAUUGGGACAAGCUGAAUAUUGAAAGAAGUGUGACCGAAGCUCUAUCAUCAGCAAUAAACAGCCUACAAACUGUCAAUGGCUUGGUUGUUCGAGCAACUAGUAUAGACAAUACAGACCAGUUUGCACGGUUUAUAUGUGGCAUUUUUGAUAAUAAUUCGUCAAUUGAAUGUUUGACCAUCGGUGGUCCGUUAAACGCCGUUCAUAACAUCAGCCAACAUGGGCGAAACAAUAUUUCAAAAGUUUUCGUUAAUCCUAAACUUGUUUUACGGAAACUUGCAUUAGAGAACUUUAACUAUCAUUAUCGUUCUAUGUACGUAUUAAACUGUUGGCCGGCCAUCUUCCAUACGAUCCGUGUUAAGAAGUGUAGCCUCGAUUCCGCGGGAAAGGCAAUUGCAAGACUUACUGAAAACUUUGAGGAGUUCCACGAACUUUGUAUAGAAUUUUGUGCCUGCCCCCCAAAGACUUUGUUACAGAUUUUUUCUGGAGUGGACAACUGUCGGCAUUUGACAGUCUUUAAAUUAAGUUAUCUCUGUACCAAUCGUAUCGUCUCCAAAGUUUACGUCAAACACCCGAAUUUUAAAACGUCAUUCAAUGAAUCGGUUAGUUUAGGUCUUAGUAAUCUGUUGGGCCGUUUGCCGAAUCUUGCCGAAUUGCAACUAUGCUAUAACGGUAUAGACGAUGCAAGUGCAAAAGUUAUAAUAGAAGGCGUUUUCAACACAAGGCGGCUGACGUAUAUAGAUAUAACAGGUAAUAAUCUGACGGAUGUAUCGGUAGAUGUAAUGGUUUCUAUUAUACAUACACUUCCUAACCUUCAAACUUUACUGCUAUGCGAUAACAGUUUUACAACUUCAGGUAGAAAACAUAUUAUAAAAGGCUCGAUCGAAAACAAUCAGCUCCGAUUAGGCUUGUGAUAACAUUCUGGCAAUUCUGGUGAUUCGGGAUGACCGUUGGACCAUUGUCGUAAAACUCUAGCGAACAGUAGCGCUGGACUAUUCUCGUAAACCCAUUGCAUGAAUGGUUCCAGUCUUUAAUAAAAGUGGUACGACUUGAUGCAUUCAAUUAAUGUUUCUUCGAAGGAUGUUUAUAUACCCGUUUUUGUAAAAACUAAAAUAAACUAAACGUUAGAAACCGCACACUGUUCUAGUACAGUUAUAUGCUGUAAUAUUUCGAAGCACUCACUGUCGCUAUUUUGUAUGACUCAACCUUGGAAUAACAAUGCCGGAAAUGUGUAUGAUAUGGUUUUUACAAGAUACACCAGCUCCAAUUUAUUAGACCUUGAACAUCUACACAUUGCUUAGAACUUUGAACAUGUAACCACUGUGAUACCAUUUUACAAGGUCUGUGACUUUUCUCUGGAUUAUCAGUCUACAUCCUGGCAGGGCCUAUUUUAAGAUUUUUUGACGAAGCACGGUUACGGGAGAUGUGCGUUUGAAGAGGGUGGGUGUCUCCCCUUGGGUUCCGAAAAUAUUUCCAAAAUUUAACUAUCGGAAACACAAUUUCCCGCACUCUGGGCAUCACUUUUAUUCAGCCUUGCGACGCCAUAAUGUACCUUCUGAAAUCGUGACCAAAAUAAACGGCCAUGCCCUGCACAAUUCGAAUAAAAACUUUAAAAACUA
This is a messenger RNA of Patella vulgata (common limpet), 3391 nucleotides long. RefSeq lists its product as uncharacterized. The transcript has 3 exons. Lineage: Eukaryota; Metazoa; Mollusca; Gastropoda; Patellidae. The record is from RefSeq and is a predicted model, not a curated record. Bases 131 to 2686 code for a protein of 851 amino acids.